This is a messenger RNA of Dreissena polymorpha, 882 nucleotides long. RefSeq lists its product as uncharacterized. The record is from RefSeq and is a predicted model, not a curated record. The coding region runs from base 175 to 612 and encodes 145 amino acids. Lineage: Eukaryota; Metazoa; Mollusca; Bivalvia; Myida; Dreissenidae. The transcript is spliced from 2 exons.
AACUUCCAUCCAGGCCAUCCAGUAAAGCCUCCUAAUGCUUCCAAGCUUGACAAGGACACCAGCUCCAGCAGUGAGUACUGAGUCAAGCUUGAAGGUCCCAAGCCCUUGGAAAAGCAGAGGGGAGAGGGACAUAUGCAAUUGAGAUGACAUCCACAAUGUUAAGAAAUCAUCACCAUGCAAUCAUCACAACAGGACUUCAUCCCCAUGCAGUCAUCACACAAGGACUCCCUUAGUAUGCAGUCUUCACAACAAGACUUCAUUGCCAUGCAGUCAUCACAACAGGACUUCAGCACCAUGCAGUCAUCACAAAAGGACUUCAUCACCAUGCAGUCAUCACAACAGGACUUCAUCACCAUGCAGUCAUCACAACAGGACUUCAUCACCAUGCAGUCAUCAUACAAAGACUCCAUUAUGAUGCAGUCAUCACAACAGGACUUCAUCACCAUGCAGUCAUCACAACAGGACUUCAUCACCAUGCAGUCAUCAUACAAAGACUCCAUUAUGAUGCAGUCAUCACAACAGGACUCCAUCACCAUGCAGUCAUCACAACAGGACUUCAUCACCAUGCAGUCAUCACAACAGAACUCAAUCACCAUGCAGUCAUUACAAUAGGACUCACUUUGCAGUCAUCACAGUAAGACUUGCAGUAUUCACAACAAGACUUGAUCACCACACUGCAUCACCAUAGGACUCCAUUACCAUGCUGGCAUCAGAACUGGACUCCAAUUACCAUGCACUUGUCACAAAAGGACUCCAACGCCAAUUCGUUAUCUUAACCUUACUUGAUCAACAUGCACUGAUCUUAAUAGAACUUUAUAAGAAGAUCUUUUUCAUAUAUCUCAAAUAUGCAGUUAUCAAGAUUGAAUAUACUUGCUUUUUUUU